AUGCGCUCCAUUUUCUACGUCCUGCUGCUGUUCGCAGUUACCGCUAGGGUCGUUGAGUGCGGCGGCGCAUGCGGCACGAAGGAAUGUAGUUGGUACGAGGGCUGCUGCCACCCCACGAAGACCUGCAUGGCUAUUUAUAACGUUCCCGCGGUGAUUGUGUGCACUGGUCAAACGAUGUCAAGCCCAGACGGCGCUCCU
This is a messenger RNA of Mesorhabditis spiculigera, 198 nucleotides long. The record is from the annotation of a GenBank genome assembly. Lineage: Eukaryota; Metazoa; Nematoda; Chromadorea; Rhabditida; Rhabditidae.